AUGAAGAAAGAUCUGUUACUGACUAGAGAAUUACUUAUUUGGAUUCAGAAAGCAAUUCCUAACGAAUUCCCAUUUUUAAUAAGAGAUAAAGACAGUGAUGUAAAUAUUCAUCCAAUUAAUAAUUUCCUAGCAAUUUAUGGAAUAAGCUCAUCACAUUUGAAAAAAAUUGAUUCUGAAUAUGCUAUUACAAUUUAUGGGAAUAAGAAUGAUUCCAAACGUAAACGUCUCUAUCAAUUAGUAUUAAGACAAAAACUAAUUAAUAUUGCAUCAGAUCAUUAUGGUAUAAUGAAUAACAAACUGAAUAUUCCAAUACUUAGACCAAUUUCCUCUAUGAUUAAACAAGAAUACAAAGAAAUUGAAGAUAUCUAUAAUUUAUAUGGGAAUAUUUAG
Molecule: messenger RNA, 390 nt
Organism: Acaulospora morrowiae
Lineage: Eukaryota; Fungi; Glomeromycota; Glomeromycetes; Diversisporales; Acaulosporaceae
Source: the annotation of a GenBank genome assembly